This is a messenger RNA of Sodiomyces alkalinus F11, 1915 nucleotides long. RefSeq names its product glutathione synthetase. Gene Ontology annotation, cellular component: cytosol. Gene Ontology annotation, biological process: glutathione biosynthetic process. The transcript is spliced from 4 exons. Gene Ontology annotation, molecular function: glutathione synthase activity; glutathione binding; ATP binding. NCBI's taxonomy places the organism in Eukaryota, Fungi, Ascomycota, Sordariomycetes, Glomerellales, Plectosphaerellaceae. The coding region runs from base 344 to 1915 and encodes 523 amino acids. The record is from RefSeq and is a predicted model, not a curated record.
CACGCAAUGUCGCUUUAAAUACGGAGCAAGAACCGGUUAAACCCAGCUGGCUCGUGAGGACCUGUAUCCAUUUUCCUAUUAUUAAUCACGCACCAUUUCAACCCCAUCUUCUCAAGCACCUCAUCUGGAGAUCGCACCCCACGUACUAUAAAGAAAUGAAGAAUUGCAAGAUAUCCACAGAGCCUUCCCCGUAGACAAGCAGCCAAGCUUAUGACCUCGUCAAACGCCUGUCCUAUUUCACAGAGACGAAUCCGAAGCCCCCGAUCUAGUCCCAGGCCCUGCACAAGCCAGAGUAGAGCACCAAUAACCAGACCACGCGCAGCUUGGGAGAGACGCCGUACCGAUGGAGACGGAGAAGCCCGGCGCACUACGCUACCCCCCCCGCCUGAACCAGGCCGAGAGUGAUGACUUGGUUCAAGCAGUAAAGAACUGGGCCCUCGCUCACGGCCUCACCAUCCGGCCGCAACCUUCCGUCGUCUCGGACGAUGUGGACCCCCAGGGCCUACUCGCAAUCAACGUUCCCGUUACACUGUUCCCCAGUCCCUUCCCCCGCCAGUGCUUCGAUCAGGCCCGGUCUGUCCAGCAGACCUACAAUGAGCUCUAUGCGGCCAUUAGCCGGGAUGAAGAGUUCCUUGCCGGCGCCGUCGAUGAAGUGAGGGACGGUGAUGAGUUCACCUCCAACCUGUGGGACGUCCACUUGCGGGUCAAGAAAGAGGGAUACACACAGAAUCUUUCCCUUGGUCUGUUCAGAUCCGACUACCUCGUUCACCAAGACUUGCCAGGAAACGAACCGCAGAUCAAGCAAGUCGAAUUCAACACAAUCGCUGCUUCCUUUGGAGGACUCUCUGCACAAACGACCCUGCUUCACAAGUUUCUCUCAACUUCUGAAUAUCCUCUUCUACAACAGUCCAUCACCCCCGAGAGCCUCGUGCUACCGGAAAACGACAGUGCUAGAGGCCUUGCUGCAGGUAUGCGAGCCGCCUUCGACGCGUACGGCGACUCCGAACUCGGCCACGAGCGCUGCAUUCUCUUCGUCGUCCAGGACGGGGAACGAAAUGUCUUCGAUCAGCGACACCUCGAGUAUGCUCUCAACGACACCCUAGAUCCCAUCCGCGUCUUCCGCAUCCCCUUCUCACAACUCCUGGACCACACGAGCAUCGCCCAGACCCCGAAGCGACAGCUGCUCUACCACCUCCCGAGGAACCGGUCCAAGACGUUCGAAGCCUCCGUCGUCUACCUCCGAGCCGGCUACGGCCCAUCGGACUACCCGGACCAACGCGCUUGGGAAGCCCGCUACCACCUCGAGAGGUCCGCCGCCAUCAAGUGCCCCACGGUACUGACGCAAGUCGCCGGGACGAAGAAGGUGCAGCAGCUCCUGGCCACGCCGCGGUCCGACGCCGACGCCGACGCCGACGGCCCUUCCAUCCUGGGGCGCUUCAUCCCGGACCCGGACGACGCGCCCCUCUCCGCGCAGGUGUGGCGCACGUUCAGCAACAUCUACCCGAUGGAUACCUCCGAGGCCGGGCGGAAGGCGCGGCAGGUCGCCCUGGACCCGGAGCUCUGCCUCCACUACGUCCUGAAGCCGCAGCGCGAGGGCGGCGGUAACAACCACUACCGCGAGGACAUCCCCGUGUUCCUGGAGAAGACGCCCGAGUCGCACUGGGGCGCGUACAUCCUCAUGGAGCUCAUCACGCCUCCGAAGCAGGAGAACAUCAUCCUGCGCAACGGCAAGCUCGAGGAGGGCGGUGUCAUCUGCGAACUCGGCAUCUACGGCACUUGCGUCUGGAACCAGAGCACGGGCGAGUUGUUGCGGAACGAGGAGGCGGGAUAUCUGCUGCGGACGAAGGGGGAUACGAGCAACGAGGGUGGCGUGGCUGCUGGGUAUGGGUGCAUGGAUAGCUGCGCUCUGGUAUAA